Messenger RNA from Hemiscyllium ocellatum (epaulette shark), 1194 nucleotides. RefSeq names its product YEATS domain containing 4 (gene yeats4). Bases 179 to 862 code for a protein of 227 amino acids. Gene Ontology annotation, biological process: regulation of DNA-templated transcription. The record is from RefSeq and is a predicted model, not a curated record. NCBI's taxonomy places the organism in Eukaryota, Metazoa, Chordata, Chondrichthyes, Orectolobiformes, Hemiscylliidae. The transcript has 7 exons.
UGAAGAAGCGGGCUAGUUCCCACGGAGACCAGCAGGGGGAGCGGUGGGCCGCCGGCCGAAGCUGGGGAAUUGAGGGCGAGGAGGCGCUGCGGCCUAGUGGCUUCAGCCGCUCGUUGCUGCUGCCGCCGAGAAUCCGCGGGCUCGGGUCUGGUUCCGGAAGCGGCGCCGCUUUAACAAUAUGUUCAAGAGAAUGGCGGAGUUCGGUCCUGACUCGGGAGGAAGAGUGAAGGGUGUCACGAUAGUUAAACCAGUAGUCUUUGGAAAUGUUGCUCGUUAUUUUGGAAAGAAACGAGAGGAAGAUGGACACACUCAUCAGUGGACCGUAUAUGUAAAACCUUACAGGAACGAAGACAUGUCUGCAUAUGUAAAGAAAAUUCAGUUCAAACUGCAUGAAAGCUAUGGAAACCCGCUAAGAGUUGUUACCAAGCCACCAUAUGAAAUCACAGAAACUGGAUGGGGUGAAUUUGAAAUUAUCAUAAAAAUUUUCUUUAUUGAUCCAAAUGAAAGGCCGGUGACCCUUUAUCACUUGCUGAAGCUGUUUCAGUCUGAUAGCAAUGUAAUGUUGGGCAAAAAGACAGUUGUCUCUGAAUUUUAUGAUGAAAUGAUUUUCCAAGAUCCUACUGCAAUGAUGCAACAGCUGUUGACAACAUCUCGACAAUUGACACUUGGAGCCUACAAGCAUGAAACAGAGUUUGCAGAGCUUGAGGUGAAAACCAGGGAAAAGCUGGAAGCUGCCAAGAAGAAGACCAGCUUUGAAAUUGCAGAGUUUAAAGAAAGAUUGAAAGCAAGUCGGGAAGCCAUCAACUAUUUAAAGAGUGAAAUCAAAAAGAUAGAAGAUGAUGAUCAGGGAAAGGAAACUUAACUAUCCACUAAAUUAAUUGGAAAUCUUCUGAGAAAAGCUUGAAACAUUUGCUGACAGCAGUUUGGUUCUGUAUAAAGCAAAAGCUUGAUGACUGGAAGUCACGUUAUUCAAUCGGUUUGUUUUAAUUUGAACUGGGCUUGCUUACAUCCAAGUUGAGAGUCCCAUCUUGAACAAGCUUACUAGUGUUCCAGACUCUGUUGUCCAACAGUGAAGGGAAGGGAAUGGAUGUGGUUGUUUUUUUAAUAUGAACUUUCUGUGUAAGCAUAUUUAUGCUUUAUACUUCAGGUGUUUAAUUUUUAAAGCACGUCUAAAUAAAUGACUUUUUUCUUUAA